Molecule: messenger RNA, 762 nt
Organism: Capsella rubella
Lineage: Eukaryota; Viridiplantae; Streptophyta; Magnoliopsida; Brassicales; Brassicaceae
Product: putative F-box protein At1g67623
Exons: 1
Molecular function (GO): protein binding
Source: RefSeq, a predicted model, not a curated record
GUACUCUUAAAUCUCAACAACAUGGUAUCAUCUUCUCGUUCCUCCUCUGGCAAAACAAGAAUUCGCCUCGAUUCUUUACCUGAUGAUCUUCUUGUAGAGAUUUCAUCAAAUAUCGCUGCUUCUUCCUUGUCAGGGGUUCGUAAUCUCAGAUUAGUUUCGAAACCGUUUCGACAUGUCUGCGAUAAUCGAUAUGUUAUCGGCAGACUUUCGCUCCAAGAAACCCCGUUAUUCCCAUGGCAUCACAACCGUAGGAGGUUCUACAAUUUUUUCAAAAGGUGUUGCAAGAAUGGAAACCCUGAAGCUUUGUAUCGGACGGGAUUCAUCUACUACUUUCUAGAUAAUCGUAAACGCAGAGGACUCAAAUAUUUAGCUGAAGCUGCAGAAAAAGGGUCCAAAGAGGCAAAAUAUGUCUAUGGGAUGAUUCUAAUCUGUCGUAAAGGCAAAACAAAGCAAAAGGGUUUCAAGAUCUUGUCUUCUUUUAUAAAGCCGUUGAUGUCAACUACCAUAGAGGAGCUUGUGGAUCUUCGAUACAAGAUUAGACAGUUUAGAGACAUCGUUUGGGAUCACGCCAACCCGGUGAUGGAAGUACUCAAAACAGCUUACGUCCGAGAAGAGUGCGGGUGCGAUGGUAAAACCAUGGCGUUCUUAACAAGGAACCGUGGUUGGCACACACAUGGUGAGGACGAUCUCAUGAACACUUCUUCUGCUUGCGAGUUUUGUCUGUGGCAUCACGAGGUUGAGCUUUUCUGUAAGAAAAUUUAG